AGCAACAAUUCUAAGAACGGCUAGAAGCACUUUUCAUGAUAACUACAUAUACCAACAACAAAACACAGACUCACACCCACCCCCUGAUGAGAAUUUCUAAGUCUUGGUGUUACGGCGGUGUUAACAAAGCACGACAACAAUGUGCUCCUCCCCUUUUUCCCUCGAAUCCAACCCAAUAAACCUUUUAUGUGUUCCUCUCCAUAUUCAAUUCCACCCCUCUUCCAAAUCUCCUUCUUUAACUCCGAUCCAAGUUCCUCGUCAAUUUCGGCACCCUUAAACUACUACAACCUUCAAAAUUCAACAAUUUUGGUCUCUGUUUUGUAUUGAUAAUCGGGUAAUACUGCAUUCCCUUUUUGGGUUUUUACAAUGAAAGGGUUAGAGCUUUGGAUGAGAGAUUUAGUCGCAUCAUCCGGAUCGCAACCGGAAAUAUUACCUGCGUCUACCAAUUUUGUAAACGGUGGAUUGUUUCUCGAAACAGGUAAUGUUCCUUCGUCUAUAGCGUCCUUUAUUUCGCUACAGAACACUAGUUCUGUUGCACCGAUUUCUUCUUCAUUGAGUCGGCGGAGAAGUCGCCGGCGACAUGGCCGAGUUGGGUUUUUGUCCGUGACCUUGUCGGUAAAAGAUGGGGGUAGCGGCGAAGGGUUUUCCGGGGAAUCUAGUCUUGUUUUGGGAGGGGAGGUUGAAGAUGAGCAGAAAGGUUUGGAGGAAGAGGAAGUUAAGGUUAAGGUACAAAAACAAGGGGGUGCAUUGAAUACUACGAAACAUCUUUGGGCUGGAGCUGUCGCUGCCAUGGUUUCAAGAACUUUUGUGGCUCCACUGGAGAGAUUGAAGCUGGAAUAUAUGGUUCGUGGGGAACAAAAACAUCUUAUUGAUCUCAUCAAAUCAAUUGCAGCCACUCAAGGGAUUAAAGGGUUUUGGAAAGGAAAUUUUGUGAAUAUUCUUAGAACAGCUCCAUUUAAGGCAAUCAACUUUUAUGCUUAUGAUAAAUACAGAAGUGAACUGUUAAAGCUAACUGGGAAUCAGGAAACAACUAAUUUUGAAAGGUUUCUUGCUGGUGCUGCUGCAGGAAUUACCGCUACUAUACUCUGCAUACCCAUGGACACAAUCAGAACAAAAAUGGUGGCACCGGGAGGAGAAGCAAUGGGAGGUGUAAUCGGUGCUUUUCAGCACAUGAUCCAAACGGAAGGAUUCUUCUCUUUAUACAAAGGCUUACUUCCUUCCAUCAUAAGCAUGGCACCUUCAGGAGCUGUGUUUUAUGGAAUUUAUGACAUAUUAAAAUCAACAUAUUUACAUUCACCAAAAGGAAGAAAAAGACUUGAAAACAUGAAAGAAGGAGGGGAAGCAUUAAAUGCUUUGGAGCAGAUGGAAUUGGGUACAAUGAGAACACUGAUAUACGGUGCGGUUGCGGGAUGUUGUGCUGAAGCUGCUACUUAUCCAUUUGAAGUUGUGAGAAGACAACUUCAGUUGCAAGUUAGGGCUACAAAAAUGACUGCUUUGGCUACUUUUGGGAAGAUUGUUGAACAAGGUGGUGUUCCUGCCUUAUAUGCAGGAUUGACUCCAAGUUUAUUGCAGGUGCUCCCAUCGGCUGCUAUAAGUUACUUUGUUUAUGAACUCAUGAAGAUCGUUCUCAAAGUUGAACCAGAAUAAGAGAGCAGUUGCUUCUUUUUUUUUUCUUUUUCUUUUUUCAAAAUGGAAUUUUACACUAUAAUAGUGCACACUAAACAUAAACACAAACACAAACACAAGAAGUUAUUUUGUCAUGUCUUGUCAAUUGUCAUACCUAGCAAACUAGAUAUAUAUCAUAUAUUUCUAACAAAUAAAAAGGUGGAAACAAAC
This is a messenger RNA of Lactuca virosa, 1836 nucleotides long. Lineage: Eukaryota; Viridiplantae; Streptophyta; Magnoliopsida; Asterales; Asteraceae. The record is from the annotation of a GenBank genome assembly.